Molecule: messenger RNA, 459 nt
Organism: Trichosurus vulpecula (common brushtail)
Lineage: Eukaryota; Metazoa; Chordata; Mammalia; Diprotodontia; Phalangeridae
Product: ferritin heavy chain B-like
Exons: 4
Coding region: 1-459 (152 amino acids)
Biological process (GO): iron ion transport; intracellular iron ion homeostasis
Cellular component (GO): cytoplasm
Molecular function (GO): ferric iron binding; ferrous iron binding
Source: RefSeq, a predicted model, not a curated record
AUGUACUUGAAACAGCAAGGCAAUAACAAUGCCUACUUCUUUGACAGGGAUGAUGUGGCUUUAUACCACUUCAAAACAUUCUCAAAAAAUCAAUCUGAUGAGAAGCUGGAACGUGCUCAAAAAUUCCUGAAAUACUUAAAUAAGAGAGGAGGCCAUAUUGUCCUACAGGACGUAAAGAAACCAGAGUGUGACGAUUGGCAGAAUAGCCUAGAAGUCCUAGAAAUAGUGAGGACGAUGGAAAAGAAAAUAAAUCAGGCCCUACUAAACCUGCACAAUCUGGCAAUGGAAAAAAGUGACCCACAUCUUUGUGACUUCCUGGAGCGGGAGUACCUAGAUAAGCAGGUGACCAUUAUCCAGUGUCUUGGAGAAUAUAUCACCAACCUGAAGAGGCUGAGAGCUCCUGAGAGUGGCCUUGGGGAGUACCUGUUUGACAAGCUCACCCUGGGGGACAGCCACUAA